AUGCCCGGCUUUCAGAAGCAGGCCACCAGCCUGCCCUUUGGCCAGCAGGUGCCUCUCGCUUCCGUAUCUGGCCCAACCUACGUGACAGCUCAGCUGCUCGUGCAGCAGAUCGCCUACCAGCUGUCCGACAAGAUCUUCUCCUACUCCCCCGAGACCUUUGACUUGGACGCCUCCCUCAAGCACUGGGCUGCCGCGGGCGACAAGAACAUCCACGACGCCGUCACCGAUGUCCUCCCCCUCCAGAGCAGGACCGGUGCUGGUGCCCUCGCCCUGGGAUAUAUCUUCUCGCCGGACUUUGACGUGACCAAGCGUCACAUCCCCCAGUCUCUCGUCGCCGCCUCGGGCAGCCUGCAGCAGCUUCGCAACAGCCUCGACCAGCUCUCCCUCCUGUACGGUGUAUCGAGCCCCCUUGUCGCCCAUGUCGCGGCCGCCGACUACUCGGCCAGCGAGGGCAUCGUGACCGACUACGACACCCCUCUGCGCCUCGCCGAGGAUCUGGGUCUUGGCCUCGUCUCCAGCACCUCCACCUACGAGGCCCAGCACAUGUCCAUCUUCUCGACCCUGCUGGCGUCCCUCAUCCCGACCUUGCACGUGUACGAUGGCGUUCGUGUCGCUCGCGAGACUCUCCGUGUCGUCGAUGCGCUCAGCCAGUCCGGCGUGGCCGACCUGUACAACAAGCUCUUCGCCGAGGUGGGCAAGCUGAACAAGCGCCUGGACACCGCUGGCAAGGUCGUCGAGCUGCUCAAGCUCUUCAACGAUGAGCUGGGCACCAUCUACGAGCCCUUUGAGUACCAUGGCCACGAGACCCCCGAUGUGGUCCUCGUGACCUUUGGCAGCGUGGAGGGCCAGACCGCCAAGCAGGUCCUCAAGAAGAUCUCAGCCGAUGGCGCCAAGGCCGGCGUGAUCAACGUCCGCGUGUACAGGCCCUUUAUCGAGGAGGCCUUCCUCAAGGCCAUCCCUGCCUCGGCCCGCACCAUUGCCGUUCUCGGCCAGGUCCAGAACGAUACCGCUGUCAACGACGAGGCCGUCCAGUCGGCUCUGUACGGUGAUGUGCUGACCACUGUCGCCUUCUCCGACAAGUUCGCCGAGCAGCCCGAGGUUCUCGAUAUCAAGUACACGCCUUCUCAGGCCAUCACUCCUCAGGGCAUCGUCGACACCCUGCACAAGAUCUUUGACAAUGGUGGCGAGAGCAAGAAGCUGCCCUCGCUCAUCCAGGCCAGCGAGUACACCUUCUGGGACGUGGAUGACUCCGCCACCCUCAACUCAGCCGCGGCAGUUGGCACUGCCCUCGCCAAGGAGUCCCGCAGCAAUGUGUACGUCUACGAGUCGUACGAUAACCUCACUCAGGGCGGCAUUGUCCGCACCGACCUGCGCGCCUCCAGCAAAGCUCUGGAGGCGCCGUACGGUGUUGACGCCGCCGAGGUUGUGGUUGUCUCUGACGACCGCAUCCUCAAGUCUGUCGAUGUCACAAAGGGUCUGGCCGAGAAUGGAUCGGUGAUCCUGAAGCUCGCCAACUUCAAGGAGGAUGAGAUUCAGAAGCGUCUGCCUGCUUGGUUCCUCAAGGCCCUCCACGAGAAGGCCGCCCAGCUUCACGUGCUCGAUAUCUCGUACUCGCCCGCGUUCGAGAAGGAACCCCAGUCCACGAAGCUGCUCUUCGAGCUUGCCUUCCUCCGGAUUGCACGCCCCGAGGUCUCAUCCGAGGAGUUCUCCAAGCUCAACCGUGUCGAGGGACACCCACCCACGCAUGAAGAGUGCAUCGAUGCGCUCAACCAGUGCGUCCGCAAGGUCGAGGUCUCCCCUACGUGGGCCGAGGUCGACGCUGAGUACACCGACCCUCAACUGCCCUCCACCAUCCAGGCCAACAGCUUCGUCGCCUACCAGAAGGAGGAGGUCGAGGAGGCUCUUGAGCUCAGCGAUUGGCAGGCCGUCGCCAAGGGUCUAGUCUUCAAGGAGGCCUACGGGACACGCACCACCCUCCGCCCCGAUCUCAACGUCAAGACAGGCACCAUCACGGUCAAGGAGAACCGCCGCCUCACUCCCCAGGAGUACGACCGCAACAUCUUCCACAUUGAGUUCGACCUUGGUGACUCGGGUCUCAACUACAAGAUUGGCGAGGCGCUGGGCAUCCACGCCGAAAACGACGAGCCCCAGGUCCUCGCCUUUAUCGAGUCCUACGGUCUCAACGCCACCGACAUUGUCCAGGUCCCCAGCCGCGAGGACGUCAACCGGCUCGAGUCGCGCACCGUCUUCCAGGCCCUGCGCCAGAACGUCGACAUUCUCGGCAAGCCGCCCAAGCGUUUCUACGAGGGCCUGGCCGAGUACGCCACGGAUGAGGCCCAGAAGAAGAAGCUCGAGCAGCUCGCCGGCGCCGAGGGCGCCGACGAGUUCAAGCGUCGCAGCGAGGUCGACACGUCCACCUACGUCGACAUCCUCGAGGAGUUCACCUCGGCCCGCCCCAGCUUCCACGAUCUGCUCAAGAUUGUCAGCCCGCUGAAGCGUCGCGAGUACUCCAUUGCGUCGGCGCAGGCCGUCACCCCGACCUCCGUCGCCCUCAUGAUCGUCGUCGUCGACUGGGUCGACCCCAAGGGCCGCACCCGCUAUGGCCACGCCAGUCACUACCUUAGCAGACUCACGCCCGGCACGCCCGUCACGGCCUCGGUCAAGCCAUCGGUCAUGAAGCUGCCCACCAACGACAAAGCGCCCCUCAUCAUGGCCGGUCUCGGUACCGGCCUCGCCCCCUUCCGUGCCUUUGUCCAGUACCGGGCCAUGCAAAAGGCGCAGGGCAAGGAGAUUGGUUCAAUUCUUCUGUACCUUGGCUCCCGUCACCAGCGCGAGGAGUACCUCUACGGCGAGGAGUGGGAGGCGUACCUCGCCUCGGGCGUCGUCACGCUCAUUGGCGCCGCCUUCUCUCGUGACCAGCCGCAGAAGAUCUAUAUCCAGGAUCGUAUGCGCCAGACGGUCCGCGAUAUCGUGCAGGCCUACAUCAAGGAGGAAGGAAGCUUCUAUCUCUGCGGUCCCACGUGGCCCGUCCCGGACGUCACCGCCGUGCUCCAGGAGGCCAUCGCCCUGGAUGCCAAGGCCGCCGGUGCCAAGAAGGUCGAUCCCGUCAAGGAGAUUGAGAAGCUCAAGGAGCAAGGACGCUACGUGCUCGAGGUGUACUAG
Molecule: messenger RNA, 3162 nt
Organism: Emericellopsis atlantica
Lineage: Eukaryota; Fungi; Ascomycota; Sordariomycetes; Hypocreales; Bionectriaceae
Exons: 1
Coding region: 1-3162 (1053 amino acids)
Cellular component (GO): cytosol
Molecular function (GO): flavin adenine dinucleotide binding; oxidoreductase activity, acting on the aldehyde or oxo group of donors; FMN binding
Source: RefSeq, a predicted model, not a curated record